This is a messenger RNA of Ictalurus punctatus (channel catfish), 2972 nucleotides long. It is a transcript of the gene pgap4, whose product is annotated as post-GPI attachment to proteins GalNAc transferase 4. Gene Ontology annotation, molecular function: glycosyltransferase activity. Gene Ontology annotation, cellular component: Golgi membrane. Gene Ontology annotation, biological process: GPI anchor biosynthetic process. The coding region runs from base 642 to 1796 and encodes 384 amino acids. The record is from RefSeq and is a predicted model, not a curated record. The transcript is spliced from 2 exons. NCBI's taxonomy places the organism in Eukaryota, Metazoa, Chordata, Actinopteri, Siluriformes, Ictaluridae.
AAAUUAUGGGUGUGUUUUUCAACGUGAAAAAAAUGACGCAAAAUGGAUGUGCGCAUGCGCAGUAAACGGGUAGGAUGAAAUUUCAGUACACCGGUCUAGGUCAUCUUACCUUCAGCAGCACGGUUUCAUCGUUUUACAUAUUCGCGUAACAUAAACAAUACAAAUGAACAGAUUGUGUGAUUUGUAUUUAUUUAUUAAUGAUAAAUUGAUGAAGAAACAUGUUGUCAGGUCGAGUUUGGUGAAUCAGAGUCCGGUGUGAAAUGGGGGGGACGGACACCGGUCUCGGACCCUACGGGAACUUUCCCCAUCUUCCCCAUGAAUGCUUUGUUUUUCUUUUCAAGGAAAUGAACUCUAGAACCCGAGAACCUUUCUGCAAAGCGCUCGCGUAUCUGCUUCGGUCCCGCGUGCGUAAUGAUGUGAACCGCGGUUCGCGCGCGCCCUCUGCUGGCCAUUAUAACUCGGAUGUAUUGAGUACGGAUGUAGUGAGUAGUGACUGUGCGCGUGUCCGAUGUGGAUUAUUUCUGCGUGGAUUUUAGGACUCCAGACUACUCAGUGUUUAGAAGGUCGACUCCAGGAGCAGGUCAGGUUGUGGGCUGAGACACAGAGCAGAACCCCGCGCGGUUUGAGCACUGGUCACACAGAUGCGUCGAUGGAGAGCUGUAGUGCUGCAGCGUCUGCGCUGGUCGAGUCAUGUGACCCGGGUGCUGGUGGUGUGUGUGCUGACGUUUGGCGUGCUCCUGCCCCUGUGCUGCCAUCGCGCUCUCUACUCCUACUACUUCCUGAAAUCCUGGUACCUGGGGCAGAGGAGUGAGGAGGUCCUGAGGCGGAGCUACGUGGACGGGCAGGAGGCGCUCGCAUACUGGCGGGAUGUGGUGGUGGGUGGAGCCGUGCAGGGGGACGUCUCUGAGCGGCCGGAGCUGCUGGUGACAGUGGUGACGGCGCGCAGGAUUGAUGGGCUGCAGUAUCACUACCUGCUGCAGGUGAUGCGGCGGUUGGACAUCCUCCUGCAGGGAUGUGGCGACGCCCCUUGUGCAGCCGUGCUGGUGUGUGACGUUGAAAGCGGUCCCCAGGAGAACGAGGACGCGGUGCUGGUGGAGAAGCGGUUCCGCGUGGUGAGGCGGGGGAAGGGUGUGGACCAGGACGUGAACGUGUUCGAGAAGGAGAAGAGAGAUUACGUGUUCUGUCUGCGUCAGAGUGUGGAGACGAUGAAGCCGAGGAACGUGGUGGUGCUGGAGGACGACGCUCUGGCCGGCGCCGACUUCUUCUCCAUCAUCCGCGAUGUACUCAGCCGCAGGUUCAUUUCACACUCGCUGUAUGUGAAAUUAUAUCACCCCGAGCGGCUGCAGCGCUACUGGAACCCAGAGUUGUACCGAAUCCUGGAGUGGGUGGGGCUCGGCGUGUUUGGGGCGUCGCUGAUUCUUCUCUUUCUGGGCUUCUUCCCUCGAUUCUCUCCGCCCUUCUCUGUGCCUCUCUUCCUCUUCCUGGUGGCCUACAUCAUGGUGGGGGCGGAGCUUAUAGGGCGACACUACCUGCUGGAGCUGAGGCGCAUCUCUCCGCAGCUGUACGCCGUGUCUCCGGCCACCGAGUGCUGCACGCCCGCCAUGCUGUUCCCGGGGAACAUGUCCUCCCGCGUCGCCGAGCUGCUGGACGCCGCCACGUGCAAGAGGGGACACGCCAAGGACAUGGUGCUGUACCGCCAUGCAGGCUCUGCCCACAGUCUCGAACCCAACGCCGUACAGCACAUUGGGGCAUUUUCCUCCGUCAGAGUAAAUCCUCUGAACCCACAACUCCUCUGAUCCACAAAUCUGCCCCUGUGGGGGAAAUGAAUCAGAAUCAGUCUGAACUGAAAUAAAUCUGAUUCAGUGUGAGAGAUCAGAGAAUCAAUCAGUUCCGAAUCUGAAUCAGAAUCUGUCACAAACCAAAUUAGUCAAAAUCCAGAAUUUGAUUUCGAAUCAGAACAAGCAGCAGAAAUGGUGAAAAUAAUUCAGAAUCAACCGGAAUAUAAAUCCGAAUCAGACAGGAUAUGAAUCAGUGUGGGUUCAUGCCGUAGAGGUUAGCUCAGGUGAUUGGUGACGCAAAUAAACCUUAAGUGAUCAGCACUGGUUAGUAUUAGCAUUAGCAUUAGUGCCUCUGUUUCACUUUGCGACCUCAGUGCAUGGGCGUGUAUCUAAUCUACAACAAUCAGAUAGAAAGAAAUCAGUCUCUCUUCUGCACUUUACAUGGAAGUGCCUUUAUCCUCCUGCAGGAGUUAAACCUGUGACCUUUGACCUUUGUGUGCUCCACUGAGCUCAGUGUAGACUCGGUGUUAAUACAUACUCUCGUCCUCCUGCAGACUAGUUUGACCUUUGACCUUUGUGGUGCUCAUCAUGCACACCAGACACCUUCAUCGCAAUCUGAUUGGCUCUCUGCUAUAUGCAAAUGAGUUGGACAGUGAUGUCAUAAUCAGGCAUCGGACACGGAAUUACAUUCAGCACUAACGAGUUUUAAUGCUCGGCUUUUGUACACUAUCUAGUGCACUUUAUAGUGUUUUUACCACACAACGGGUAAAACUUUAAUUUAAUUUAAUCUUUAAACUCCGAACCAAAACUCAGCCAGUGAUCCGAGAUAAUCUGGUUAACCUUUGUGCACUUGUGUGUGCGUGUGUGUGUGUGUGUGUGUGUGUGUGUGUGUGUGUGUGUGUGUGAAUGAUUUUAUUUUAUUUACAAAGCUUACUUAUGCAACAUUUUACUGUUCAGUUUGCUAUGUCGUGUGUUGUAGUUUAAAUUCUGAUUCUGAAUGAUUGGAGGAUGAUUUAUACUUUAUAUCUGAACACAAGCGGAAGAUUUUUCAGGAAAAGUGUCAUGAUUUUGAAGCACAUGCACAUUUACUGAUACGAUGAUACACAAUAAACAUGAUAAACACACAUCAAAUCCAACAAUACAUCAACUGAGGGACAUUCUCACAGAGGGACAUUAAAGAGUUUAAACUCUGAA